Molecule: messenger RNA, 1727 nt
Organism: Brienomyrus brachyistius
Lineage: Eukaryota; Metazoa; Chordata; Actinopteri; Osteoglossiformes; Mormyridae
Product: transmembrane protein 114
Exons: 4
Coding region: 367-987 (206 amino acids)
Cellular component (GO): apical plasma membrane
Source: RefSeq, a predicted model, not a curated record
ACAACCCCCACCCUCCUCCUCCCUAUAAUUUACGCCCAUGUAAGAAAGUAUAGUUAGCUAUGCGUAUUAUUUGUAAAGGUCGUUGUGGCCGUGGCACAAUAGCAAGUGAUGCAGAACUAGUGUGACAAAAGAGACGGUUUUCAGUAAAUCCCAGCAGGGAGGAGGCGGAGAACGAGCGGAAAGCCUUUAAAAAAGUGCCACCUCCUUGUUAAAUAUGACAGCUGGUCAUGGUGUUGGGUGACAGUCGACAUGCAGAUAGAACGGUGAUAUAACUGACUAAAAUAUGAACUGCAAAGCUGUGGGCAUUUGACACUUUGUCCCCUAACAGAUUAUCCUGAGCUACAGAUCUCCACCAAGUCUGUCAAGAUGAAGCUUACGCUAAACGCUUUGGCUAUUUUCGUGGCUAUCUCCGGUGUUUUGAGUUUCGCCUUUCUUGUCCUUGCUAUAGGAACGGAUUUUUGGUAUAUUAUCGAUACAUCCAGACUGGACCGCAACUCUUCACAUCUUAGUUCGCAUUCGGGGUUAUGGAGGACUUGCAACGCUCAAAACCAAUGCUGGCCAUUCAUAAACCCUUUUGGAAAUUCAAACAACUACACGAAUUCUGAGAGACAACUUCUUGGAAUGCACGGUACCUUCGUCAUCCUACUGCCUUUGAGCCUGAUCAUGAUGGCAGUCGGUGGCAUGGUCGGCUUCAUCAGCAUCCUGGCUCGGGCCCGAGUGAUGCUGCUAAUUACCGCAGUUUUUCUCCUGUUCGGGGCCCUGGUCACGCUGGCCGGCAUCAGCGUCUAUGUGGCCUACUCAGCAGCAGCCUUCAAGGAGGCCCUGUGCAUCUCCGGCAGGAAGACUCUGGAGGGCCUGGACGUUCACUUUGGCUGGUCUCUGGCCCUGGCCUGGAUCUCCUUCAUCACUGAGGUCCUCACCGGCGCCGCCCUCCUGGUGGCAUCUCGCAUCACGACCGUGCUCAGCAGGCAGGAACAUGCUAUUUGAGUUCGGGACUGAUCUUCGAAGAAACUCAACGUCAGUGUCAGCUUCUAGGGCUCGAAAACUGACACACACCUAGAAGACCGUGUCCCCGAACUGGGUCUGGGACUCAAAGACUCUUAGCCUUGAUCUGCUUUUGACAGUUCCCAAUUCCAAGCUAGCAUCCUAACAGUGUGCUCCAGAUAUUUUUUUCUCCGUCGAGAAAAAUGUCUUACUGAUGAACUGUUUGAUUUGUUGUUGUUGCUUUGUGGAAACACUUAAAAGCUAGAACUAGGGCACAAUUUUCAUAAAAAAACACUAAGUACAACAACAUCAAAUGUAUUUAGUGCUAGUAAUCCAGGAAGUCGCCCUUAUUAAAAAAAUGUGUCUCUAAGCCACAUAUUAAUCUUAAUCUUACCCCAGCUUUGUCCCAUCAGCAAAGGUUUAAUUACAAGGCUCGAGUUUCCCUUCUGAUAAUCAUUAUACCCCAGGUUUUACUGCUAUCAGGAAACCUCACAGACGAGAAGGGGCGCCUGCAGGAGGUGUGUUUGAGCUGCAUUAUCUGAAUCCAUAAGUAUAUUUCAGGCAAUGUUUGUUUCAGCCUAUGAACCAUUUUCUGAAAGAAAGAGGAUGUCAUUUUCCAGUAAAAUCGUGUAAAGUCUCCUGUGUCAUUUUGUGGAUUUAAUUUGCAGAAAAUAAUCAAUGUUAAUCUCGAGUAAAAUGUCACGAUGUGUGAAGAACUCUAAUAAUAACUUUAUAUACUCGUC